ACACAGCUCUUUUAUUGGUGCACGUUACAUACACAUAAAAUUGAGACAAGAUAUCAAUACAAAACUUUUUUAUAAAAAUGUUUCUUAAUAAAUAUGAAAAUAUAUUUUUUUGAAUAACUACUAAUGCCAUGAAAUUUGAAGUUUCACCAAGCAGAGACUUCCCUCAACAAAUUCACUUUGAAGAGUAAAAUGAAUACAACUUGAACCAUGCUUCGCGCCACAAAACGCGUUCCUGCAUUCAUCCCUCGUUUUCUACAACCCCUCCGUCAACUCCAUGAAGACAUUGAAGAAAAUAUACAUUUUCACAAGAGCAAAGGCCAACACAUCCUCACAAAUCCCCGAAUCCUGGACACAAUCGUCACAAAAUCCGCAAUAAACCCCACCGACACGGUCCUCGAGAUCGGUCCCGGCACCGGAAACCUCACCCUCAAACUUCUAGAAGCUUCCCACGAAGUCAUAGCCAUCGAACUCGACCACCGCAUGGUUCACAUUCUCGAAAAUCGCGCCAUCAAACGCGGCCUCCGCAGCAAGCUAAGGGUGAUAACUAAAGAUGCAUUGAGAACAGAGUUUCCACCGUUCGAUCUCGUGGUAGCGAACAUCCCUUACGGUAUAUCUUCACCACUUAUAAUUAAACUUAUAUACGAAACGACCCCGUUUCGGAGCGCGACUCUUCUACUUCAGAAAGAGUUUGCUCGAAGAUUACUGGCUAAUCCCGGUGACUCUGAGUUUAACCGGUUAGCCGUUAACGUUAAGCUUUUAGCUGAUGUGGAGUUUGUUAUGGACGUUAGCAAGAGAGAUUUUCUUCCGCCACCUAAAGUUGAUUCCUCCGUCGUUAUAAUUCGACCUAAAGUUAACGUUCCCGACGUUAAUCUCCGUCAAUGGAGGGCUUUCACUAGGACAUGUUUUAAUAACAAGAAUAAAACGCUUGGUGCUACGUUUAAGAGUAAGAGGAAAGUUUUGGAGCUGUUUGAGUUUAAUAAUGUGUCUGGUUUGGUUAGAGAACAAGAUGAUGUUUGUUUGUUUAAGGAAAAGAUUGUUGGAGUUCUUAGAGAGGCAGGGUUUGAUGAUAAAAGACCUUUGAAAUUAUCGAUUGAAGAGUUGUUGCAUUUGCUUUCUUUGUUUAAUAAAGUUGGAGUUUAUUUUGAUCACCAUGGGGAAGUCAUGAAUGAAGAUGAUAUUGAUGACUAAUAGUGAAGAAUUGUGCGAGUGAAUGAGAAAAAAAUAUAAACUAGAUAAGAAUAUUGAAUAAGUUCGAAAAACUUAAUGUAUCAUUUCAUCACUUGUAUAUGGUCACUUUAAUUGUUAAAAGAACAGAUCAUCUAAAAGCGUUGUAUCGAUGAAUAAUACAUAGCAGGUAUUAGUUUUGUAGUUUUGUUUCCUCUGAUAACUGUUACAAUGUUAUGGUGACAAUUCAAGUUUGUUGGGAAGAGUUAUUUAACUUA
This is a messenger RNA of Lathyrus oleraceus (garden pea), 1442 nucleotides long. Its product is annotated as ribosomal RNA small subunit methyltransferase, mitochondrial. The record is from RefSeq and is a predicted model, not a curated record. Lineage: Eukaryota; Viridiplantae; Streptophyta; Magnoliopsida; Fabales; Fabaceae. Bases 208 to 1188 code for a protein of 326 amino acids. The transcript is spliced from 2 exons. Gene Ontology annotation, molecular function: rRNA (adenine-N6,N6-)-dimethyltransferase activity. Gene Ontology annotation, cellular component: mitochondrion. Gene Ontology annotation, biological process: rRNA methylation.